This is a messenger RNA of Meyerozyma guilliermondii ATCC 6260, 3963 nucleotides long. RefSeq names its product cleavage/polyadenylation factor CFT1. Lineage: Eukaryota; Fungi; Ascomycota; Pichiomycetes; Serinales; Debaryomycetaceae. Gene Ontology annotation, molecular function: nucleic acid binding; protein binding. Bases 1 to 3963 code for a protein of 1320 amino acids. Gene Ontology annotation, cellular component: mRNA cleavage and polyadenylation specificity factor complex; nucleus. The record is from RefSeq and is a predicted model, not a curated record. The transcript has a single exon.
AUGGACGCCUACUACGAGUUUCUCGAGCCCUCGAGGGUCUCGCAUUGCGUGGGCUGCAAUUUCAUCUCCCCUACUACCAAGCAUUUAGUGGUAGCCAAGACGUCGUUAUUGCAAGUGUUUGAGGUUACAGGGACAUCAAAACGAGGUUUCAAGCUUCGUCUCCUCGACCAAUUCAAACUCUACGGCACCGUCACGGCGCUCAAAAAGUUCCGCACAGUCGACUCACCCGACUUGGACUAUAUAUUGGUGGCGACGAAGGCCGCUAAAGUUUCUAUGAUACGAUGGGACCACCAAACACAUUCCAUAGCCACCGAGUCGUUACAUUAUUACGAAAAAUCGAUCCAAGCUGCCACUUACGAAACACUAGACGAGACCGAGUUGAUCGUGGAACCCAAUAGAUACUCGUGUUUCUGUGUGCGGUUCAAAAACUUGCUAACUUUUCUUCCUUUUUCCACUCCAGAUGACGACGAUGAUGACAUGGACGACGAGGGGGAAACGAAAAAACAAAAGUAUGUUCCUGGAUUUGACUCUGAGGUUUUCGGAUCCAGUUUCAUGGUGGAUGCCCAGACCCUCGAACCUUCAAUUGGAACCAUCGUGGACAUGCAAUUUCUCCACAAUUACCGAGAACCUACAGUGGCUAUUUUGUCGCUGAAGGCUGCCACUUGGACUGGUUUGCUCCCGAAAGUGAAAGACAACAUCACCUACCAUGUCAUGACCAUAGAUCUUGCGACUAAGGCCACCACUACUGUUCUCAAGAUCGAAAACUUGCCUUUUGACAUCGAUAGACUAGUUCCCUUAUCGCAUCCCCUCAACGGUUGUCUUCUUCUAGGCUGCAACGAGAUAAUCCACGUCGACAACGGAGGCAUUGUGCGACGCUUGGCUGUCAACAAGUACACCGAGGACAUCACGGCGUCGGUCAAAAACUACCACGACCAAACCGACCUCAAUCUCAUGUUGGAGAACUGUGCCGUUAUCCCACUUCCCAACGAUAACCGUGUGCUCUUGUCGCUUCUGACGGGGUCCCUCUUCCACAUAAAUUUCGACGUUGACAUCAAAACCAUCAAAAGGUUUGCUUUGGAACCAGUUCUCGAAACCCACUAUUCGUCGGUCGAUUUGACAUAUCCUGGCCAGCCAGCAUUUCUCGACUCUAACUUGCUUUUCAUUGCUAACAACAAUGGAAAUAGCCCGCUUUUGGAGGUCAAGUACUUGCGAAACGAAGAGGUUACCGAAAAGGUUCAAUCCAAUGGUAAAGAAGAUAUGGAUGGAGACGAAGAAUUGUACGACGACGACAAUGCAGGAGAAAAAAUUGUCAUUAGACAAGGUGAUAUCAAGUACUUUAAGCACGACGAACUCAUAAAUCAUGGCCCUGUGUCUGAUUUCACCUUGGGAAAGUACUCCACUGAAAAGUUUAAGGCCAAUCUUAUCAACCCAAAUCUUAAUGAUGUUUGCAUAGUCAGCAAUGGAGGCUCCCACAAGCAAAGUUGCUUGAACAUUUUUGCUCCCAGCGUGCAACCAAUCAUUCGGUCUUCGCUUACAUUCUCUCAGGUCAAUCGAAUGUGGAACAUCAAUAACAAGUACUUGAUAACUUCUGACGAUGUCAACCUGAAAUCGGAAAUUUUCCAGAUUGAAAAAUCGUACUCUCGUUUGAAAUCCAAGGAUUUUAUCAACGACGAAAUGACGAUAGCCAUGCACGAGUUGAACAACGGCAAGUACAUUUUGCAGAUUACGCCGAAACAUAUCGAGGUCUUCAACAGCAAAUUCAAACGGCACAUGUCUUUCGAAGACGAGUUGAAAGACGCCAUGAAAGAAGACCAGAUUAUCAGCAGUACGGUUCACGAUGAUUAUUUGAUGAUAUUUUUUGCCAGUGGUGAGGUAUUGAUAUACUCUGUUAACACCCAUACGGAAAGCUUGACCAAGAUCAACAUUCCUCAGAUUUUAUCAGACACCAUUAUCACCACAGGUUAUGUGACAAAUUCCCGCUUGCUCAACGCUGUCACAAAAGACAGUAAUUUGCUAAUUAAAGGCACUAAAAGAAAGCACGGUGGUCGUGUUGCCGGAGAAGAAAAGCAAGAGAAAGAUCUCGGCCCACUUCUGAAAAUGUUUGUAUUGGUAACAGGUGACAAUCGAGUGGUAGCAUUUGGCCGCGACCAUAAUGAACGAUGCUAUCAAUUGAACGAUGUGGACAAGUUUUCCGAUGAGCUCAAUUUGGGGUUCUUUGAGCCCCGAGACACUUAUCCAGAUCCGUUUAUCAAGCAGAUAGUUUUCAACGAAAUCGGUGACCAAUACUCCAAGGAAGAAUACUUGACCAUAUUGACGGUGGGAGGUGAGAUCUACAUGUACAAGUUGUUCUUUGAUGGACUGAACUUCAAAUUGAAAAAAGAAAAAGAUUUGCUUAUUACUGGUGCUCCAGACAAUGCUUAUCCGGCGGGUACAAGUAUCGAACGUCGAUUGGUAUACAUUCCGCUCGUCAGUGGUUUCUCGAGUAUCUUUGUCACUGGAGUUGUUCCGUACUUUAUUACUCGUACGAGACACUCAAUUCCAAGAAUAUUCAAGUUCACCAAGAUAGCAGCGCAGUCAUUUGCUUCAUUUUCCGAUUCAAAAGUUAGCAACGGACUCAUCUUUUUGGAUAAUGCCAAGAACGCUCGUAUUUGUGAGUUGCCCAGAGACUUCAACUACGACAACAAUUUACCAGUCAAAAAAGUUCCCAUUGGUGAAACUGUAAAGUCGGUGACUUACCACGAACUUUCCAACACUUAUGUUGUUUCCACGUACCGUGAGAUUCCCUACAAUGCUCUCGAUGAAGAAGGGAACCCCAUUGCUGGUCUUAAGAAAGAUAAGCCCAGUGCAAACUCGUAUAAAGGUUCACUCAAGCUCAUCUCGCCAUACAACUGGACUGUCAUUGAGACGGUGGAGUUGCGAGAUAAUGAAAUAGCCAUGACUGUGAAGUCGAUGGUGCUCGAUAUAGGAUCUUCCACGAAGCGCUUCAAGCAUCGCAAGGAGCUCCUUGUGGUUGGUACGGGGAGAUAUAGAAUGGAGGAUCUUGGUGCCAAUGGUGCGUUCAAAAUCUACGAAAUUAUCGACAUUAUUCCUGAGCCUGGAAAACCAGAAACAAACCACAAGUUUAAGGAAUACAAUACCGAAGACACCAAGGGAGCUGUGACGUCGAUGUGUGAGGUCAGUGGUCGUUUUUUGGUGGCUCAAGGUCAGAAGAUAAUUGUGAGAGAUGUGCAAGACGAUGGAGUAGUUCCAGUGGCAUUUUUGGAUACUUCGGUUUACGUUUCCGAAGCGAAGAGUUUUGGUAACUUGGUGAUCCUCGGUGACACCCUCAAGAGUGUUUGGCUCGCGGGUUUCGACGCUGAACCGUUCCGGAUGAUAAUGCUCGGUAAAGAUCUUCAAUCUGUCGAUGUCAGUUGUGCCGAAUUCAUUUCCAAAGACGAAGAAAUCUACAUUUUGAUUGCUGGAAACAACAAUGUGAUGCACCUUGUCCAGUUUGAUCCUGAAGACCCCACCUCGUCAAAUGGUCAGAGGUUGGUACAUCGAGCUUCGUUCAACGUGAGCUCGUCCACCACAUGUAUGAGAAUGGUGCCCAAAAACGAGGAAAUCAACACCCAAUACUCCGAUGUAUUCCAGACCGUUGGAUCCACCAUUGAUGGUUCUUUCUUUACAGUUUUCCCCGUCAACGAGUUUACUUACCGUCGGAUGUACAUUAUUCAGCAGCAGCUCACCGACAAAGAAUACCAUUACUGUGGACUCAAUCCUAGAUUGAACCGAUUUGGCGGAGAGGCCUUUGAUGACUCCCAGACAGGCGUCAAGCCUAUUUUGGACCACCAGGUGAUCAAGAGGUAUGCUAAACUUAAUGAAGACAGAAAACAAACCAUUGCACAAAAGGUGAGCUCGAAGGGCGUAUACCAGGAAAUUUGGAAAGACCUCAUUGAGUUUGAAAAUGUACUCAAGAUUAUGUGA